AUGGCAAGGUGGUUGAAAGAUUAUCUACAUUUCGGGAGUAAGAGGUCUCCACCACAGCCUCCCAAGCCAGACUACACAGAAAGAGAAAUCCUUCGUGCCUACAGAGCUCAAAAGAACCUCGAUUUUGAAGACCCAUAUGAAGACAAGGGCAAUGAUAAAGGAUCCCAGCCCAGAUUGGAGGAACUACAGUUUACUAUAGUUUCUCCUAGACACCGUCUUAUCAAGGUGGAGCCAUCAGAAUGUAAAAGGAGGACUACGCGUGGGAUUCACAAGAGAAUGUGGAAGGACUGGUCACCGGAGGUCACUGAAUAUUCUAAUCCAUUUGAUAUGAAGAGCAAUCAGUUUGACCAUGAAGACACGGAAGACACCAAUCAGCAUGAUGGAGGAGAGAAGGUGACGGACAAGGUAUUGCAGCUCUAUGACUCGCCGUAUAACGAUAAAUAUAGGACAAUCCCCCAUGAAAGGUGCCAGCCAUCCGAAGAUGAAAGACCAGCUGACGAGUAUGACCAGCCUUGGGAGUGGAAGAAAGAUGACAUCAGCAGAGCAUUCGCAGUACAGUUUGAGAGCUCAGCCUGGUCUUGUAGUUCUCCCCACAUGAGAGCAAGGCUUCUACAGUCCAGUCCCAGAAGUCCGGUAAACCUCAGACCAUCUAGCCCUGAGAUGGCCGCUCAUCUGAGAGAACAUGGGUCUCCCCCUAAAGAGCUUAUGGAUUACUCAAGGGUGCGGAAAGCAAAUUUUGUAGAGUUACAAAGACAAACGUGGUUCCAUGGAGCUCUGAGCUGCACCGAUGCAGAGAGACGCUUGCACAAAAGUGAACCUGGGAGCUUUUUAGUGCGUACAGAGGCUGAGAGUAUGUUCUUCCUAUCAGUUAGGGGACGUGGAAGCAUCUUACAUGUGAAGGUGAUAGGCCUGCCAGAUGGUCGGUACAUGCUCGGUGACAGUGGCCCAUCUUUUCCAUGCAUCAUUGAUCUGGUCCAGCAUUAUAUCCAGUCUCCACUGCUCUUCCCGGGAGAGGGACAAGUGUGUCUUCAGCAUCCACUGCCUGCAGUCAUACAAUAA
Bufo bufo (common toad) is the source of this 1059-nucleotide messenger RNA. Its product is annotated as SH2 domain-containing adapter protein D-like. The record is from RefSeq and is a predicted model, not a curated record. Gene Ontology annotation, molecular function: phosphotyrosine residue binding. The transcript has 6 exons. Bases 1 to 1059 code for a protein of 352 amino acids. NCBI's taxonomy places the organism in Eukaryota, Metazoa, Chordata, Amphibia, Anura, Bufonidae.